This is a messenger RNA of Myxocyprinus asiaticus (Chinese sucker), 9910 nucleotides long. Its product is annotated as BEN domain-containing protein 5-like. Gene Ontology annotation, biological process: negative regulation of DNA-templated transcription. The record is from RefSeq and is a predicted model, not a curated record. NCBI's taxonomy places the organism in Eukaryota, Metazoa, Chordata, Actinopteri, Cypriniformes, Catostomidae. Gene Ontology annotation, molecular function: DNA binding. Bases 306 to 1529 code for a protein of 407 amino acids. The transcript is spliced from 6 exons.
CAGUUAAAGCUAAAAAAAAAUAAAAAUAAAUAAAUAAAAUAAAAAACAACGAUAAAGACAAAUGACACUUUUUAAAGAGAAACCCCCAGGUGGUCUCUGUUUUGAUUAGUACAGUCUUCUUUGAGGGGGGGGCGCGCUGUGCAUUUCCUCAACUAGAAACGCACCAGCCAGACAGAAGCAGUCAAUCGCAGAGGCCUCCUCCGCUAUCUCCCCCGUUUGUGUUUAUAUGUGUUUUUUUACCAAUCUUUUUUAAGGGGAAACUGUCAAUCCCAAUCCCAAAGAGCAGGGAUCAAAGAGCAAAAAUAAUGUACGCGUUCAUGCGUUUCUUGGAGGACGACAUGUGCUACGUGUUACCUGUGUCAGACGUGAAAGAUUUCCAGCCUGUGCACAAAAGAGAUUUUGAUGACAAGAAGGUGUAUGUGGUGCUGAGAGGCACAGGCGGGCCUGCCAAAGCACACAUCCUCGCCCUAGCAGAAAGCAUUGAGGAAUUAGAGCACAGUAUUAUGCAAAAGAAGAUGAAAAUAACCAAGAUGUCGAACAGGAACACAGUGGAGAAUCACUUUGUGGAGGAGAGAAUGCCCCUUAGACAUAAAAAGGUGCAGUCACAGGAACAACAGCAGGCUAGUUCCAACUCCUCAAAGAGCCUGGCCGCGGUAGUGGCGCGACUGGAGAGGAAUGCUGUUAACUCAUGCAUGGAGGGAGAUGAGCUGGACAGACUCACAACAGAGGAAGAGGAAGAGCAGGGCGAAGCCGUGGUGCCUCGCGUGCUGUACGAGGAGCUGGUGCAUAGCUACAGGCAGCAGGAAGAGGAAAUGAGACGGCUGCAACAGGAACUGGAGCGCACGCGCAGGCAGCUGCUGCAGCAAGCCAAGAAGCUUAAGGAGUAUGGGAGUCUGCUGACCGAAGUCAAGGAGCUGCGUGACUUCAAUCGACGCCUGCAGGACGUCCUGCUCAUGAGGCUUGGCAGCGAGCCGAUGCAUGAUAAUGGCACACAGACAAUCAAAGCAGAGGUGGUGGAGCCAAUCAGUGAGCCACAGGAGGUGUGUCAAGAGGAAGCCAAUACUAGCUCCACUCACUCCCUUUCCCCGAGGACCGUCUACACGUUCAGUGAUGGCAAAGUGCACUUGGGCGGAGGGAUUUGGGUAGAGGAGGAGAAGUGGCACCAGCUACAGCGGACACAGGGAGACUCGAAAUUCACCAAAAACCUUGCGGUAAUGAUCUGGGGGACGGAAACCCUUAAGAACCGCAGCGUCACUGGCGUCGCUACAAAGAAAAAGAAAGACGCUCUACCAAAACCACCACUUUCACCAAGCAAGCUCAAAAUUGUCAGAGAGUGUCUGUAUGACCGUGUGUCUCAAGAAACGGCAGACAGCGCGGAGAUCACCCAGCGAUUAUCCAAAGUGAACAAAUACAUCUGCGAAAAGAUCAUGGAUAUCAACAAAUCCAUCAAAAACGAGGAACGGCGAGAAUCCAAGCUUCUCAUCCAACAGACGGUGAAGAUGGAGAACUUCCCUUACGACAGUCUGUAGGGGGGUGCUUAAGUUGUCACCAUAGCUCAUUCUAUUCCUCAAGGACUUCUGGUGGAGAAGGUGCACAUAAUCACCGGCACUGCCAAUUGAGAUUCUCACUGAUGCCCUCCCAAGACCUUUCUGUCUUUUACUCUCGUAGACCUUGUUUUACAGUCUGUUUGACAGUUUUACCUCUUCCCACACUGCCUAGCAUGCUAGUGUGCAUUCUGUGAGUGAAUGGGGAUGGGUGGGGCAUGGUUUUAUAAGCCUUGAUUGGGGAAUUCGGGGUGGGUUGGAUAUCACGCAUGUUAGACAGGAGCGAUCCUUUAAAUCUUGUUCGAGAAAAAUGUGUUUGGCACAUCAGCUUGCGUUCUGUGUCAGAACAUGUCCUUAAAUGUACUAAAGAGAGUCUUCUUAUUUCAGGAGGAUGUUUGGGAGGUGUCAUAAAUGCUGGCUUAGACUUGCAGUCUAAGAGGGGGUAGGUCACUUCGUAGGGACCAUCUGCUAAAGGUACUUAAUGUAGAGAGUUGCAAUGAUGCACUUUUAAACAGGGUCAGGCCUUGCAUUUUCUCAACGAAUGAUUGAUCCAAUUAAUCAAUCUAGGCCCAAAAUGGCUGCUGUUAAUUGCUUUCCUGUGAUGACUACUGAUGCCUCGUUCUUGAUGGUUGUUAGGGCUACAGAGGUUGCAUGUAGUCAAUGGUGCUAAACAGUUGUCCUCAAAGACAGAUUAGCAGCAUUUUCUUGAUCAACCACAAACUGGCAAAGAGAUCACAUUUAAAAGUUAAAUUUAGAUGUUCCUAGAUUUAAUUAGUGAACCUAUGGUGUUCCCUUUUGCUCAUUUUUCUUGAGGUAAGAUGAUGCCUUCAAGUCCUGCUGGUGUUCAGAAGUUGUAAUUACGAUGAGACGUACGUUCAGGUUAUUUCAAUUGGAACAAAAUCGAUGUGUUUGGCAAAAGUUGGAGCUCAAAGGAAAUCCUUAGUUUUCCACUGGUUAUUCCGAUAUUGUUGAGGCAUUCAUGUGUGCACAUCUUAUAAAUACAAUCAUUCCAACAUGACUUGGAAGACAGCAAUAGGCAUAGAGAGUUGAGUACUUUAUUGACAUAUGUACCAGGCCUUGUCCCAAAUGGAGCAGUUGAUGUGAACUUGCAUUUGCAUUUACAUAUAUGCAUUUGGCAGACAUUUUUAUCCAAAGUGACUUACAGUACACACAAGGUAUAAUUUGUGUUCUCUGGGAAUCGAACCGUGACCCUGGUGUUGCUAGCGCCAUGUCCUACCAGUUGAGCUAUAGGAAACUACAAGAAAAUUGCAGUCUUGCAGAUUUGCGAUGGUGUCAUUUCUCUGUUUGUGAGUCCGCAAGACUGUAUUGUGUCGUUUUAUGAUUAUAAAGGAUGCUUACAGGUAUUUUGCACCCUCCAUGCUCCAUUUUGCAGAGUUUGCAGCAAUACGUACUGCAUAGAGGACUAAUAUUUAACAGUUUAUGCGACAUAACGUCACCAAAAUGUUGAAUCAGAGGAAGACUGCAAGGGUUUAGGAUGGCAUUUGGGACAGGGCCCAAGUACAGUUUUUAUGCUUGUGCUUCUAUCUUGUUGUGUACAAAAGCAGCAGAGAGCGUGCAAUACAUAUAGCGUAAAGUAUAAAAUAAGUACUUGGAAAAAAAGGAACGCAUCCAAUUUGACUUUGAACUUGAUGAACUAGCCAUGGAAAAGGAGUUAUUGUAUUAUCAGGUCUAUGGAGAUGGUGACCACCUAAGACCCUUUACUAGCUGCAAAUUGCACUUGGGACUGAGGGUAAGUGGAAAUCAGAGCUAGGCUGCAGGGCCUUUUUCCAGCUGGCAAUCAUUGGGAACUGUGUUCUCCAUUUUAUAGCAAGCUGUGAUUGUAAUAUUAGCUGAUAUUGCUUUAACUGCACUUUGCCGUGUGAGUGUGGUGAGAUGCCAGGCGCCAUGUGUGGACAUGAGGUAAAACUGUCAGCAGCGCUCUGUGUUGCACACAUUAACCUCUUCCUCCAGGCCAGACAAAACCACAGGGUCUCUUCUCAAGCCCACCUGUAGAGGACGCACUCAUUAAGGGAGGAAAUAAGAUAUCAAGACAACUUACAUUGAGCCAUGCCAUCCACACUUUAGUACUUUGUCUCCCCUUAGUGUACCAUUUAUUUUUUAUUUCUUUCCAUACUGUUUGUGUGGCAUGUCGGUGUAACAAAAAAAGAUAAAGCUGGCUCCUGCAGAUUUGGGUUCUUGACUGUGAUGCCAUAUCGCUAACUGUGAAUUAACCACAGACCUGCCAAGCAAGCCUCCCUCUCUCGUUUCUGUUUGUUUUUUUUGUUGUUUUUUGGUUGGGUUAUUUUCUCAUAUUUCUUUUUUUAUCAAGUAGGUUUACCAGUAGGGAGAAAAGUUCAGUGUAUAUUUGGAAUAUAUUCUCAUGUUUUGGACAUUUCAUCAUUUGUAGCCAGGCUGCACCUUAUCUCACUAAGCUCCUGGUUCAAAGAGUCAGAUAAUGUUGUCAUUUAUCUUUACUGGUUCAUAUGUAGUUUUAAUAAUUUCAUCUUUUACAGAGUAUAAGUGACAUUUUGCUAUUAACGUAGAUCCUGGGUACUAAAUGUUUUUAAAGAAUGCAGGGCUCUUCACAAAUGCAUCAUAUUUAAUGACAUAAACCCAUAUCUAAAAUUUAAACUAUCAUUAAUUUUAACUGCAGGUAUUUCACCUCAUUGUGAGUAAUUUGUUACAGACAUAAUAUCUAAUUUUAUUUGGAGUCAUUUCUGUCAUCAUCUACCUUUCAGUUCUGAGGCAGUCAUUGUCCAUUUUAAACACCAUAGCACUUUAAUCCUAAGAUUUUUUUUUUUAUUAUAAAAAUUAGUCAGUGUUGACUUCAUUGGUGUGAUUUAAAAGGGAUCGUUCACCCAAAACUGAAUAUUCUGUCAUUAUUUACUCACCCUCAUGUUUUUCCAAAGCCAUAUGACUGUAUCUAUCUGUUGAACACAAAUGGAGGUGUUAGGUAAAAUGUUAUCCUCAGUCACUGCUCACUUUCAGUGUAUCUCUUUUCCAUGUAAUAAAAAUGUAUGCUGAUGUAAUUUCUGCUGCACUAGUGCCACCGAACGGAAAUGCAAAAAUUGAUGUUUUCAAAACAGCUUUCCAAAUACGCACCUCGUCUGCUGUUGUUCGAACCGUCAGAUAGUUCCGCCCCCAACUCACGCCACUGGUUAAGUAACGUUGUUGGGGCGUGUCUAAGUGGGUCACACUAAACAAACACAGGAAUUUUAUAGUAUCACAGAGACGAGCAUUUACAGUUUUCGAGAAAAUAAACCUCUGAAUGACUUGCUUGUAGUUGUCUUUGCAUAUUAAGCUGGGAUAGAAGGGAGUAUUUAACACUGAAAAAGUUACAUACAUUCACUUUACUUGUGAAUGAUGCUAACAUUCUUCCUAACAUCUUUUGAGUUCCACAUAAGAAAGUCAUCCAUGUUUGAAACAACAAGGCGGUGAGUAAAUAAUGACAUAAUUUUCAUUUUGGGGUGAAAUAUCCUUUUAACCAAGCCAUUUUAAACAACCAUUCAAACAGCAACAUUUAACAAUGCUUGUGGGGGAAAAAAGGUAAUGGGAAAAUUUCUCCAAAAUCAGCCAAUGGUUACUGCACCUGCAUAUUUUCAGACCUUUGUCUUUGCAAAAACAUAAAUCAGUAAUCUGUUUUCUGCUGCUCAACAGCAGUUUAGCAGCCAUUUAUUUCCAAUUCUCUUGAGCCUGUGAAAGAUAUUCCUUUUCUUUCUUACUUUCCGCAAUGUACCUCCAAUAUGUCAAGGUAAUUACACGAGAGGACAGAUUGUAAUAAGGUUCUUGUGUUCCAUUGAAUGUCUUUCUCUUUUUCAUUUUUUUUUCUGUAGAUAUUUCCUGUAUUGUGUGAUAUGUAUUGCCACACUUACUGAAUAUUUGAUGUUCCAUAAUGAGCGUACGUACUGUGUGCGGGUAUUCUGGAAAAUGACAGCUUUAGGUGAUAAUGUUUGGUGAUCAUUCAACUUCGGCAAACAUUAUCACCAGUCCAUGUGGUCAUACUUUUGUGAUGAGACUUGCCAGUGAAAUCGCCUUGAAAAAAGACUAAAGUGUUUUGUGUUGCUCUUUGCUUUACUCGCAGCCGCGCAGAGACUGAAUUCGGGCACAGCAGCAUUCAGAUUCGUGUAAAAUUAAUAAUUGAAAGUCUCUUCAGCGAUGAGAUCCAACCAUUGAGUCCCAUCAGAGAAAAUCAGACUCUUAAAUACAAUCAUGUACAGUAUUUAUAGGCUAAAAGGCUACAAAUGUGAUCCAAUAGCAUCUCAGAGGGUGUGUUUCUCUCAUCUGGGAGACCUAAUCUGUUUUGCAGGCUGGUGCCUUUGCUAUUUAGUGGAUGUGUAAUAGGUGGUGCUUAGCUUUGGAGCUGGUCUGUGCCUCUGCAUACAGCAAGAGCGGCACAAAGCGCAUGAGGAAUCAACAUAUCUUCUGAGUUCUUCUUGCCAUGUUGGCCAGGAAAUGUUUUGUCAUGUUGUCAAGAGUUUUCAUCUAAUCUGAAUGUGUUGGUGUUGGGGAUUGUGUUGAAAAUAAGCCAAAGUGGAAUCUCAGCAUGGACAGGUUAUCAGUCUGAUCAAAUGAACUUGCACAAAAAUGGCCCCUGCUAAGGUUUUCCACAGUUAUCUAAGCUAAACAAAAAGAAAGAUACAGGCCAAAUAUAUUUUUGUUGACCAUGUCUAUCGGUUUUAUAAGGUGUUGCUGUGCUCAGACUUCUGUCUAGAUUUUCAUUGUCUGAUCUGUUUUGUUCUGUUUUAUAUCAAAACAGCAUGACGCUUUAGAUAAUGUUUGUGGAUAUGCUAUAAUUCAGAUUUUUAAAAAGAAAAAAUAAUAUUAUUUUUAUUAUUUUUUUAAUCCUCUGUUUAGCGAUUUUGUUAUUGUUUGAUGCCAAAAAAAAGAAAAAGCGAUAUGGGAAAGCUCUGUGGGGAAAAUUUUGUUUUGCUUUGGCCUGCUUUUCUAACCUACAUGCUUAGAGCGUCAAUCAAAUGCUGAGGACUCGCCCACAUGCCACAGCAAUUCCGAAAACUGCCCAGUACUCCACUAUAGCAAGAAUUGCAACUUCCUGUUGCUACCCCUCAAGUGGGUUUCACUUUAUUUCACACAUUCACCACUUCCCACUCAGAGCCAUUCUUAUUUAUCAAACAAUAUUCUCAGCUCUACUAGUGAAAGUGAAAAUUUUUAUAUUUGAUAAAACACAAGUGCAGGUUACAGUCCAAAAACAAGCAUGUAGUGUCACAGUCCUACCUCAUUGCUGCUUAUCGUCUGUCUAGGUAUGUGCUGUACUCUUAUAUUUCCAUAGCUUGUUCACAUUCAGAGGUUUUUAUCAGUCUAUAUGGCGUAGAAUCGUUUUUGGUGUCGUACUUUACUCUUAAAACAACUAUGUUCAUGUUUCUGUAUUCUGCCAGUGUCGGAUGUGCAGUAGAAUUUGUAUCCCUUUAAUGGUGCUACCAGCAGGCAUGGGUUGUCUAAUCUGUGUUACCACAGAUGGUGCUAAUUUUUCUACUGUUUUGGAGCUCGUCCAGCUUUGCAUGAAUAAAACCGGUUAUCUACAGUAUGUUAAUUUUAUAGCAACAGGAGCUUUUGAAUAAAAAUAAAGCAUACAUAUGAUAAAAUCUUACAAAUUACAUCCAGCAUGUUGUAAAAUUUGGUUACAGAUUUCAAAUAAAUAAUAUACCUCUAACCAAUUACCUCAGUCUUAUAGAUUACUCUUUUAAAUUAAAUAUUAUUAAUCGGUGCAUGCAGAAUCUAUCUGUGGCCAUAACCUUUUUUAUCAUACAAUACAAACCUAAUGAUGGGGUAAGAAUCCUGAUCAUCCAGGGGUGUCAAACUCAGUUCCUGGAGGGCCGCUUCCCUGCAGAGUUUAGUUCCAGCCCUGCUCCAAAAUGCCUCCUCGUAAUCUUCAAAUACUCCUGAAGACCUUGAUUAGCUGCUUUAGGUGUGUUUAAUUAGGGUUGGAGCUAAAUUCUGCUGGACUGUGGCCCUCCAGGAACCGAGUUUGACACCCCUCUAAACUAUCUACUUAAAUAUUACUGGGCAGUUGACUCUCACAGCAAUGGGGUCCUCAGCAGUAAUGUAUUUAAUCCCACUGUAUUUGCUGCAGAAUUACAGUGCAACUAUGGUAAUUGUCUUACAUAUGUAUGGUGGUGGAAUUUAUAUAGUGCAGUACACAAACUGUAAAGAGUUUUCUUAACUUACCAAAGUGGAUCCCUCCCAAAGAAAGUGUUUUUUUUUUUAUUUAUUUUUUUUUAUUUUUUUUACAUUUAUAAAUGAGUUGGAAGACAAAGUCUCUGAUUUGCAUUUCAGUUGGUCUCAUAGCUACUCAGAAAUACGGGUGUGUUGAGUGAUGAGUGCUCAGCAGAACGUGAAUUUAUUCGUCCACAAAAAUACAGUCAGUUUCAUGUUUUUGUAACAUUAUUAUUAUAUAUAUAUAUAUUUUAAUUACAGUUGAUUCAGUAAGAAUGGGUAAUGGGCAAAUUAUGUGAUUUUGUUAAUGUACACUUUCCAUGUGUACGUUUUAAAGAUUCAGUGUCAUAUCUGAAGAUAUGAAGCAGAUGUGUCAUGCGCUUCGUGAACUGACCUCAAGACCAUACAAUGAGUUAGGAAUUGUUCAUAUUGCAUUUAAAUCUCAAAUUUUUUGCUUUUAAUUUCACGUUUUAUGUCUUUCGUGUCUUUAUCAUCUCCUUCGUUCUUGCUGCUGAGUAAAUAUCUAAAAAUCUGUGUGUGUUUGUGUAUAUAUAUAAUAUAUAUAUAUAUACAUAUAUACAUACACACACACACUCACUGGCCACUUUAUUACAUCUACAUUUAGAUUAUCUACUCAGCCAUUCGUGUGGCAGCAUAUGGGUCAGGAGCUUCAGUUAAUGUUCACAUCAACCAUCAGAAUGGGGAAAAAUGUGAUCUCAGUGAUUUAGACUGUGGCAUGAUUGUUGGUGCCAGACGGGCUGGUUUGAGUAUUUCUGAAACUGCUGAUCUCCAGGGAUUUUCACUUGAAACAGUCUCUAGAGUGUAUAGACAAUGGUGCGAAGAACAACCAAUGAGCGGCAGUUCUGUGGACAAAAGCACCUUGUUGAUGAGAGAGGUCAACAUAGAAUGACCAGAUUGGCUUGAGCUGACAGAAGGGCUACGGUAACUCCGAUAAACCCUCUGUACAACUGUAGUGAGCAGAAUAGCAUCUCAGAAUGCAGUGUCAAACCUUGAUUUGGAUGGGCUACAACAGCAGAAGGCCACAUUGGGUUCCACUUCUGUCAGCCAAGAACAGCUGCUGUAGUCCAUCCGCCUAAAUGUUCAACAUGUACAUUCAGAAAUGCUUUAUACUGCAUUAAAUGUUUUACUGUUGUAACACAUGUUUAUUUGAGUUACUGUCACCUUCCUGUCAGCUUGGACCAGUCUGGCCAUUCUCCUCUGACCUCUGUCAUUAACAAGCUGUUUUUGCCCACAGAACUGCUGCUCGCUUUAUGUUUUUGGCACCAUUCUGAGUAAAUUCUAGAGACUGUUGUGCGUGAAAAUCCCAGGAGAUCAGCAGUUACGGAAAUACUCAAACCAGCCUGUCUGGCACCAACAAUUAUGCCAUGGUCUAUAUCACUGAGAUACAUUUUUUCCCCCAUUCUGAUGGUUGAUGUGAACAUUAACUGAUGCUCCUGACCCAUAUUUGCAUGAUUUUAUACAUUACGUGUGUGUGUGUGUAUGUAUGUAUGUAUAUAUAUAUAUAUAUAUAUAUAUAUAUAUAUAUAUAUAUAUAUAUAAUUUUUUUUUUUUUUUUUUUUUUUUAUCACACAUACAGUAUGUAUUAAUCAAUAUUUUUCAGAAAGAUGAUGAUGGAGAAUGUCAGAUGAAAUAACUGUGAACAUGCUGUCUUUCAGGUCUGCAUUUGUGGGUGGUUGUGGGUAUUUCUUGAUAUGGUAUUCUUUUGUUUAGUAUUGGUUUAAUCAAUGUGUAAGGUGAAUGCGCUUGACCCUGGACUGUUGUCAGCAGGAUGACUUCUUUAAAUACAGUACUUCAUCUGCUAACAAUACUCCUCUGUGUGUUCCGAAUAAGUUAGGUCGGUGUUCUUGUCCACCGAUCAAGUCAAAGUCUGGACUAAAAGGACACUCAGUGGAGAACUGGUAUUCAUACUGUGUUUUUAAGCUGAACAGGGCUUGAUUUCAGCUAAACUCUGCCUCGCUGCACCUUGUUUCUGCCUCCAUGGGGACUCAAACAGAAAAAUCAGACAACGUAAAGAAAAAUCAAAUGUUUUCACAUGAACCAGGUGCCCUCCUCUCAUCUGAGCAGCUGGUUUUGCCAGUUAACAUCAGUUGCGCGUGUGUUAUGUGUGUGCUGCAGUCUGAGUACUCUUGUUCAAUGUACAGAUCAACAGAAUAAAUUCAAACUUUUAUUCUACA